AUGAGUGUUUCUCAAAUCCCUAAUCCGGCUCAUAUGCUCGCCGAAUCUAUGCUAUCACGACGCUUUGGCAAAGAGACGGCGAACUACUUCUCCAGUUCUCCUAUCAACCGACUGUCUUUCCUUCGCUCUGAAUAUCCAUUUAUCUCUGCGGCCCUGAAGCACCCAACUGCGCAAUUCGUGCUUCUGAACAACCUCGCUCCAUUGACCCGCUCCCCAGCCGAGCUGUACUAUGCCAAGUAUGACGAAGUACGCAAGCUUGUGUCGCAGGAAUUAUUUGACCAGUCUGAGGACGACCUGAUUAAGAGCUUUGAUUCGCGAAAGACGAACCCAAUCUUGAUCUUUCUCGGUCUGGACGAGAGCCGCAAGGAGGGCUUAACAUGGAAAAAUUACACGGGUUCUCCAUAUUUUGCUCUCGAUAUCACACCUAGGGGGUCUGAUGCUCAACAGACAGCCGCCAAGGAUAUAAUUUCUACCAUGGAGGAGAAGGGGCUCUCUUUCUUCCAAGCAAGGGUGGUCAUGUCAUUUAGCCCGGAUGAAGCCGCUAUCUACGCACAGGCCCGUGCUCUGACUGACUGGAACAACCGCAAUACCUUCUGUGGAACCUGUGGCAAUCCUACGCUGUCUGUAAACGCUGGAACCAAGCGUACCUGCCCGCCGACAGACGCAGCCCGAGUUGCCCAAGGCCAGUCCGAAGAGCGUCCUGCAUGCACUACCCGCACUACGCUUUCGAACCUGAAUUUCCCUCGUACCGAUCCCACUAUUAUUGUGGCUGUCGUGUCUGCAGAUGGUAAGCGGGUUUUACUCGGCCGCAAUAAACGGUACCCACCGAACUGGUACUCGACCCUGGCUGGCUUCAUUGAACCGGCAGAGUCAAUUGAAGAUGCUGUGCGGAGAGAGGUAUGGGAAGAAGCUGGUGUGACCCUGUCACGGGUCGUCAUCCAUUCGUCGCAACCCUGGCCAUACCCGGCCAACUUGAUGAUUGGUGCAAUUGCGCAGGUGAGUGACCCGGCGCAUGAGAAGAUUAACCUUGAGCAUGAUCCCGAAUUGGAGGACGCGCGUUGGUUCCCAGUUGAGGAAGUGCAAGAGGCUCUGCGUGUUGGUGUGAGCGAUUUGGGUGGCGUUGCUGGCCCCGAAUAUAAGGAGGGAGGAUUACGGCUGCCUCCGAGGACUGCUAUCGCGAACCAGUUGAUAGCCGCCGCGAUUAGUGCAGAUUACUUCCAUGGAGAUAAGAUAUCCAAGAUGUGA
This is a messenger RNA of Penicillium taxi, 1245 nucleotides long. RefSeq names its product NAD(+) diphosphatase. The record is from RefSeq and is a predicted model, not a curated record. Bases 1 to 1245 code for a protein of 414 amino acids. Gene Ontology annotation, biological process: NAD+ catabolic process; NADP+ catabolic process. Gene Ontology annotation, molecular function: NADH pyrophosphatase activity; metal ion binding. Lineage: Eukaryota; Fungi; Ascomycota; Eurotiomycetes; Eurotiales; Aspergillaceae. Gene Ontology annotation, cellular component: cytosol. The transcript has 3 exons.